Messenger RNA from Etheostoma cragini (Arkansas darter), 885 nucleotides. It is a transcript of the gene lim2.3, whose product is annotated as lens intrinsic membrane protein 2.3. Gene Ontology annotation, cellular component: plasma membrane. Lineage: Eukaryota; Metazoa; Chordata; Actinopteri; Perciformes; Percidae. The transcript is spliced from 5 exons. Gene Ontology annotation, molecular function: structural constituent of eye lens. The record is from RefSeq and is a predicted model, not a curated record. The coding region runs from base 221 to 742 and encodes 173 amino acids.
AUUCCCUAAAACACAAAACUCAUCCUCUGUGAUUGGUUGUGGCUCAGCGUGCUCCAUUGUUCCGUCCGCCCGUUUGUUCGCUUGGUUUCCUACGCACAAACAAAACUUUCCUGCCUGUACUGCGCAAUACCGGGCUCCACUGUGCUUUGACAUCCCAAAGUAUUGGAAUCUCUGACUUUUUCUGAGGGGAGAAAGAUAAAGUCAUUGCUUUUUUGGCAGGAUGUACAGCUUCAUGGGAGGAGGGUUGUUCUGUGCCGGAAUCGGGAACAUACUGCUCAUUGUCUCCACUGCAACUGACUACUGGAUGCAGUACCGUCACUCCAGCAAUUACAUGCACCAGGGCCUGUGGCGGUACUGUGUGCCUGGGAAAUGCAUGACACACACAGACAGCAUUGCGUACUGGGAUGCCACCCGGGCCUUUAUGAUUCUUUCCCUGCUGGCUUGUUUCAUCGGCAUUGUGAUCGGUGUCAUGGCCUUCAUCCACUACUCCUCCUUUGACGGGUUUGACAAGACAUUUGCAGCCGGCAUCCUGUUCUUCAUCUCCUGUUUCUUUGUGUUACUGGCCAUGGCUGUCUACACAGGAGUGACAGUGAACUACUAUGGCAAACGCUAUGGCAGCUGGCGAUUCUCCUGGUCCUAUAUAAUGGGCUGGGUGGCAGUGGUGCUCACAUUCUUCUCAGGUAUCUUCUACAUGUGUGCCUAUCGGAUGCAUGAAUGCCCAAGAAACUCCAACUCACGCUGACCUUCCAAAAAGGUCAACACACACAUCAGAACUGGUCUAUUAAACGUGACCAAGAGGAACCAAUGCCCCUGUGAACUUCCAGCUCCUUUCUGUUAACCUGAAUGAUCAUGAACAAGUAAAAUAAAUGAGAAAAAAAGAAGGCA